Poecilia latipinna (sailfin molly) is the source of this 1290-nucleotide messenger RNA. RefSeq names its product olfactory receptor-like protein OLF4. Gene Ontology annotation, cellular component: membrane. Gene Ontology annotation, biological process: detection of chemical stimulus involved in sensory perception of smell; G protein-coupled receptor signaling pathway. The coding region runs from base 124 to 1074 and encodes 316 amino acids. The record is from RefSeq and is a predicted model, not a curated record. Lineage: Eukaryota; Metazoa; Chordata; Actinopteri; Cyprinodontiformes; Poeciliidae. The transcript has a single exon. Gene Ontology annotation, molecular function: G protein-coupled receptor activity; odorant binding; olfactory receptor activity.
CUAUGACUUAUGGAUUUUUUUACCUGCCAUUCCUUUUUAAUGUUUACAUUUAACUUCAAUGUCUAACUGAAUGUUUGUUUUAACCAGCAGGUGAAGUACAACUAGUUUUGAGAGCUCUUCAGCAUGUUUAAUGUGUCACAGUCUGAGUCCAACAUGACAACAGCAAGUCAGAACCAGGAUCUGUUGAGGAUAGCACUAAUUUCCACCCUGUCUACAGUUCCAUCGUUUGUUUUUCUCUACAUCAAUGGGACCAUUCUGUUCACGCUGAGGAGCAAACCUGUGUUUCGUGACACCUGUCGUUACAUUCUACUCUACAACCUUCUUCUGGCAGACACUGUCCAGCUGGCGCAGAGUCAAAUGCAGUUCUUACUGUCAGUGUGCAGAGUCAAACUGGCUUAUUCGCUGUGUACUGUUCUUAGCAUGCUUGCCAAUCUUACGACUGGGAUUUCUCCCCUAACACUGGUGGUAAUGCCAUUAGAGAGAUAUGUGGCUGUGUGCUACCCACUGAGGCACUCUUCCAUCAUCACCGUCAGAAACACAACUGUGGUAAUCAUUGCAAUUUGGGCUGUCAGUUCACUGAACAAUCUCACUCGUGUUUUGAUGUUUUUAGAGUUUUCAUUAGAGAAAAUGGAGAGGUGGCAAGUAGAAGAUGUUUGUUCUAAUUUCGCUUUGGUGCUUGGUGCUGUAACUGCAGAAUAUGACAGGGCCUAUACAUGUGUUGUGUUUGUGUCAGCUGGUGUUGCUACAACUUUCUCCUAUGUUAGUGUCAUUAUAGCGGCCAGGUCAGCCUCCACAGAUACAGCUUUAGCUCAUAAGGCCCGUAACACCCUGCUGUUGCACCUGGUUCAACUGGGCCUGAGUCUUUCCUCCACUAUUAAUAACCCGCUAAUUAUAGCUCUUUCACAAAUCCUAACAAGAGUGGCAUUUUUAUGGGUUCAGAGUGUUUUUUAUGUUUGUUUUAUUAUCUUCCCCAGAUGUUUGAGUUCUCUAAUCUAUGGGCUAAGAGAUCAGACCAUCAGACAUGCUCUUUUGUAUUAUCUGUGUUGUCGAAUGAAAGUUAAAAUCAGUGGCUAGUAGUGUUUGAAACAUUUGUGUCUUUCUGGAGUCUGGAGGCACAGGGUCCAGAAUCUACUUGGACAAUGGGUUUGUUGCCGUCAAAGGAAAAAGGGGCAGUUCACCACCAGAUAUGUCUUCUACAACCCAAAAUAAUACAUUGGCAGGUUAAAAAGAAACUUUCAGAGUUAUGUCUGGAAUAAAGAUGUUUUCUAUUUAUGUUUUCCCUGAUAAAUA